AUGAAACACACGAUACCGAAAUGGACAAAGAACAAAUCAAUCAUACUCGUCGUUUUCGUUAUCUACACUGUUAUACAGAUAUGUGGCUCAGUGGAGGAAACGGUUGCAGAGCUAUCACAAGGAGUAAAGACGCCAAACUUGGCACAAAGCGGCAAAGGUACAGUGAGUCAGAAGCAAGAAGGUCCAGCCCAAGAGACGAAGUUAACCGAAAUUGGUUACAGCGCAGGAACGGAUGCUCCUCCAUUACAAAAUGGCGGUCACAGCAAUAUUUCUGUUUUAUUUCUCUCUAGUAUUAUCCACAGCAAACAAUCGGAUGUAAAUAGUAGUGCAAAUUCUGAUAGAACUGCAAGCAACUCGAGAUUCAGCUCAAAAGAACAACAGCCGAUAUCUACGCAGAACGAGAUUCCAUUGUCAUAUUUUGAAGCAAUAGCCUCGAAACAUCCGUCAGUGGUAAAGAACAAUUUAGAUGAUGUACAUGAUAAUACCAAGAUUGAAAGUGGAAGAAAGGAGAGUGCAUUAUCUGAGGACAAGUUUAAAAAACUGCAGUCGAAACGGCAUAAAAGGAGUGUGAAUAAACAUCCUAUCGGGCAAUCUGCAAUUCCGAAGCAAGCAGUUGAAACGACAACAAAGCCAAUGCAACCACCACCAGACUAUUCACUAUUCCAUGGCACGACUACUGAACUCGAAAAAGCAACAUGGUUGGCCACCUCAGCUGUAACAACUACUGAAUUAGAUAAUACAACCUUAAUCAGUACGUUACCAGAUGCAACAACAUCGUUUGAAAGCACGGCAGGUCCAACCACAGUGCAGGGGACUACUAUGCCAUUAGAAAGUACAUCAGGUCUUACCACCAUGGAGGACACCACCAUGCGGUUUGAAACUACAUCAGGUCAAAUUACAAUGAAAGACACUACCACACCAUUUGAAACUACAUCCGGUCUAACUACAAUGGAGGACUCUACCACGCCAUUUGAAACUACAUCAGGUCUCACCACAAUGGAGGACACUUCCACGCCGUUUGAAACUACAUCAGGUCUAACCACAACGGAGGACACUUCCACGCCAUUUGAAACUACAUCCGGUCUAACUACAAUGGAGGACACCACCAGGCCAUUUGAAACUACAUCCGGUCUCACUACAAUGGAGGACACUACCACGCCAUUUGAAACAACACCAGAGCUAACCACAAAUGAGGACACUACCACGCCGUUUGAAACCACAUCAGGUCUCACCACAAUGGAUGACACUACCACGCCAUUUGAAACAACACCAGAGCUAACCACAAUUGAGGACACUACCACGCCGUCUGAAACCACAUCAGGUCUCACCACAAUGGAGGGCACUACCACGCCAUUUGAAACAACACCAGAGCUAACCACAAUUGAGGAGACCCCCACGCCAUUUGAAACAACACCAGAGCUAACCACAAUUGAGGACACCCCCACGCCCUUUGAAACCACAUCAGGUCUCACCACAAUGGAGGGCACUACCACGCCAUUUGAAACAACACCAGAGCUAACCACAAUUGAGGACACCACCACGCCCUUUGAAACCACAUCAGGUCUCACCACAAUGGAGGGCACUACCACGCCAUUUGAAACAUCACCAGAGCUAACCACAAUUGAGGACACCACCACGUCCUUUGAAACUACAUCAGGUCUCACAACAAUGGAGGAAACUUUCACGCCAUUUGAAACAACACCACAGCUAACCAGAAUUCAGGACACUACCACGCCGUUUGAAACCACAUCAGCUCUCACCACAAUGGAGGACACUUCCACGCCAUUUGAAACAACACCAGAGCUAACCGCAGUUGAGGACACCACCACGCCGUUUGAAACCACAUCAGGCCUCACCACAAUGGAGGACACUUCCACGCCGUUUGAAACCACAUCAGCUCUCACCACAAUGGAGUACACCACCACGCCCUUUGAAACCACAUCAGGUCUCACCACAAUGGAAGACACUACCACGCCAUUUGAAACAACACCAGAGCUAACCGCAAUUGAGGACACCACCACGCCGUUUGAAACCACAUCAGGUCUCACCACAAUGGAUGACACUACCACGCCAUUUGAAACAACACCAGAGCUAACCACAAUUGAGGACACCAUCACGCCCUUUAAAACCACUUCAGGUCUCACCACAAUGGAGGACACUUCCACGCCGAUUGAAACAACACAAGAGCUAACCACAAUGGAGGACACUACCACGCCGUUUGAAACCACACCAGGUCUCACCACAAUGGAGGACACUACAACGCCAUUUGAAACAACACCAGAGCUAACCUCAAUUGAGGACACCAUCAUGGCGUUUGCAAACACAUCAAUUCUCACUACAAUGGAGGACACCACCACGCCAUAUGAAACAACACCAGAGCUAACCACAAUGGAGGACACUUCCACGCCGUUUGAAACAACAUCAGGUCUCACCACAAUGGAGGACACUACCGCGCCAUAUGAAACAACACCAGAGCUAACCACAAUGGAGGAAACCACCACGCCAUUUGAAACCACAUCAGGUCUCACCACAAUGGAGGACACUACCACGCCAUUUGAAACAACACCAGAACUAACCACAAUGGAGGACACUACCACGCCGUUUGAAACCACAUCAGGUCUCACCACAAUGGAGAACACUUCCACGAUGUUUGAAACAACACCAGAGCUUACCACAAUUGAGGACACCACCACGCCGUUUGAAACCACAUCAGGUCUCACCACAAUGGAGGACACUUCCACGCCGAUUGAAACAACACAAGAGCUAACCACAAUGGAGGACACUACCACGCCGUUUGAAACCACACCAGGUCUAACCACAAUGGAGGACACUAGUGCGCCGUUUGAAACCACACCAGGUCUCACCACAAUGGAGGACACUUCCACGCCGUUUGAGACAACACCAGAGCUAACCACAACGGAGGACACUACCACGCCGUUUGAAACCACACCAGGUCUAACCACAAUGGAGGACACUAGCGCGCCGUUUGAAACCACACCAGGUCUAACCACAAUGGAGGACACUACCACGCCGUUUGAAACCACAUCAGGUCUCACCACAAUGGAGAACACUUCCAUGAUGUUUGAAACAACACAAGAGCUUACCACAAUUGAGGACACCACCACGCCGUUUGAAACCACAUCAGGUCUCACCACAAUGGAGGACACUUCCACGCCGUUUGAAACAACACAAGAGCUAACCACAAUGGAGGACACUACCACGCCGUUUGAAACCACACCAGGUCUAACCACAAUGGAGGACACUAGCGCGCCGUUUGAAACCACACCAGGUCUCACCACAAUGGAGGACACUUCCACGCCUUUUGAAACAACACCAGAGCUAACCGAAAUUGAGGACACCACCACGCCGUUUGAAACCACAUCAGGUCUCACUACAAUUGAGGACACCACCACGCUGUUUGAAACCACAUCAGCUCUCGCCACAAUGGAUGACACUUCCACGCCUGUUGAAACAACACCAGAGCUAACCACAAUGGAGGAAACUACCACGCCGUUUGAAAUCACAUCAGCUCUCACCACAAUGGAGGACACUUCCACGCCGUUUGAAACAACACCAGAGCUAACCACAAUUGUGGAAACCAUCACGCCGUUUGAAACCACAUCAGCUCUCACCACAAUGGAGGACACUACCACGCCGUUUGAAACAACACCAGAGCUAACCACAAUGGAGGACACUACCACGCCGUUUGAAACCACAUCAGAGCUAACCACAAUUGAGGACACUACCACGCCGUUUGAAACUACAUCUAAUCUAACCACAAUGGAGGACGCUACCGCCUCGUUUGAAACGACAUCUGCUCUAACCACAAUUGAGGACACUAGCGCGUCGUUUGAAACUACAUCUGAUCUUUCAACAAUGGGGGAUGCUGCCACCCUGUUUGAAACUACAACAGAUCUAACCCCAAUUGAUGACACUAUCACGCCAUUUGAAACUAAAUCAGGUCAAGCCACAAUUGAGGACACUACCACGUCGUUUGAAAGUACGUCAGGUCAAACCACAAUGGAGGACACUACCGCCUCGUUUGAAACUACAUCUGGUCUAACCACCAUGGAGGACACUACCAUGCCGUUCGAAACUAAAUCUGAUUUGACGACAAUUGGGGAUACUGCUACGCCGUUUGAAACUACACCAGAUUUAACCACAAUUGAUGACACUAUCACGUCGUUUGAAACUACGUCAGGUCUAACCACAAUGGAGGACACUACCGGCUCAUUUGAAACUACAUCUGGUCUAACCACAAUGGAGGACACUACCACGUCGUUUGAAACUACACCAGAUUUAACCACAAUGGAGGACACUACCACGCUGUUCGAAACUAUAUCAGGUCUAACCACUAUGGAGGACACUACAACACCUUAUGAAAUUACACCAGAGCUAACCACAGUUGAGGACACUACCAUGUCGUUUGAAACUACGUCAGGUCUAACCACAAUGGACGACACUACCGACUCGUUUGAAACUAUAUCUGGUCUAACCACCAUGGAGGACACUACCAUGUCGUUUGAAACUACACCAGAUUUAACCACUAUGGCGGACACUACAACGCCUUAUGAAAUUGCACCAGAGCUAACCACAGUUGAGGACACUACCACGCCGUUUGACAGUACACCAGGCCUAACCACAACUGAGGACACUACCACGCCAUAUGAAGCUACAUCAGGUUUACCCACAAUGGAUGACAAUACCACACCCUUUGACACUACAUUUGGUCUAACCAUAGUUGAGGAUACUUCCAUGCUGUUUGAAACUACACCAGAUCCAAUCCCAAUUGAAAACACUACCAUGCCAUUUGAAACUACAUCUGCUCUGACCACAAUUGAGGAUACUGCCACGCCAUUUGAAACUACAGCUAGUCUAACUGCAAUGGAGGACACUCUCACAGCAUUUGAAAGUACAUCAGUUAGCAGUUUUGAAGAUACCACGACACCAUUGGAAGCUUCUACAGUCGAAGGCACCACCUUACCAUUGGAAACCUACACGUUAGAAGAUACCACAACGCCAUAUAAAACUUCGACGUUGGAAGAUGCCACCACACAAUUUGAUGCUUUGACUGUGGAAGAUACCACAACACCAUUGGAAACGACUACAGUAGAAAGUAUAACAGUGCCAUUGGAAAUUUCUACUGCGGGUGAUAUCACAACACCAUUUGAAACUUCCACUGCGGAAGAUGCCACAACACCAUUUGAAGCAUUGACUGUGGAAGAUACCACAUCAUCACUGGACACUUUAACGAUUGAAUUUACCCCACUGCCACUGGAAACUUCGAUGCAGGAUGAUACCACCACAUCUUUUGAAACUUCCACAGCAGAAGAUGCGUCAACUCCAUUGGAAACUUUGACUGUGGAAGAUACCGCAACAUCACUGGACACUUCGGCAGUCGAAGACACCACAACACCACUUGAACUGUCGACAGAAGAAUAUAGAACAGCACCAUUGAGAAUUUUGACAGAAGAAAUGAUCACCACACAAAUGGGAAGCUCGACAACAGAAGAAACCACAACACCAUUGGGAACAUCAGCAGUAGAAGAUACCACAAUGCCGUUUGAAACCUCGAUGCCAGAAUAUGCCCAAACACCACUGGAAACUUCGACGCAGGAAGGUACCACAAUAUCAUUGGAAACUUCUACCAUGGAGGAUACCACAACACUGUUGGAAUCUUCGGCAGUGGAAGACACGACAACACCAUUAGAAACUUCGACGCAGGAAGAUACUACAACAUCAUUGGAACUUUCGACCGUCGAAGACACGACAACACCAUCGGAAACUUCGACACCGGAAGAUACUACAACACUGUUGGAAACUUCGUCAGUGGAAGACACGACGAUAACAUUUGAAACGACCACAAUGGAAGAUACAACAACAGCACUAAAAAAUUCGACAGUGGAAGAUAUAAAUUCACAAUCGGAAACUUCGACAGAAGAUAAUAACAGAACACUAUUGGGGAGCUUGACAGUAGAUGAAACAACAACACUAUUUGAAACCUCGAUGAUAGAAGAUAUCACAAAACAACUUCAAACAUUGGCAGUGAAUGAUACCACCACAGCAUUUGAAACUUUGACAGUGGAAGAUACCACAACACUAGCAGAAACUUCGGCAGAAGAAUAUACGACAACGUCGUUUGAAAUUUCGACAGUAGAAUAUACAACUACAGCAACACUGGAAACUUCAAAAGAAGAAAUGACUUCAAUACCAAUUGGAAACUGGACAAUGGAGGAAACCACCAUAUCAUUGGAAACGUUGACGGAAGAAGGUACAACAUCAUUGGAAAGCUCAACGGUAGAAGAUAGCACAACACAACUGGAAACUUUGGCCACUGAAAAUACCACAAAUCCAUUGGAAACUGUGACAAACCAGGCGGCAUUGGGAGAAGAUACUACAACACCAUCGGUGACUUUGAUAGUAGAAGAGACGACACCAUUGGAACCAUCGACUGGUGAAGAAAUUUCAACACCAUUGGGAACUUCGAGUAUGGAAGAUACUACUGUACCAUUUGAAACUUCGACAGAAGAAUAUACUCCAACACCACUAGAAACUUUAACAAACGAAGAUACCACAUCACCAUUGAAAACGUUGUCCAUGGAAUAUAUCUCAACACUAUUGGAAGUGUCGGCAGAAGAAAUGACCACAACACCAUUUGAAAUUUCGACAGUAGAAUAUACCCAAACAUCGCUAGAAACUUCGACACAUGAAGAUACCACAUCACCAUUAGAAUCAUCUACGAUGAGAGAUACUACAACACUAUUGGAAAUAUCGACAGAGGAAGAUACUACAACACCAUUAAUUGAAACUCCUACAUUAGAGUAUACCCCAAUUUCACUAGAAAGCCCGAUGCAGGAAGAUACCACAUCACCAAUACAAACAUCGACCGCGGAAGACACCACAACACUAUUGGAAAUGACGGCAGAAGAACACACUACUGUACCAUUUGAAGCUUCGACUGUAGAAGAUACCACAACACCAUUGGAAACUUUGACAGUAGAGCAUACCACAUCAGCAUUGGAAGCGUCGACCAUGGAAACGUCGACAGUCGAAGAUAGCACAACACCUUUGACUUCGACAUACCUGGUGGGAUUAUUAGAAGACACAACAUCGUCGUUGGAAUCUUUAAGGGCUGAAGAUACUACAUCGCCAUUGGAAUCUUCGACAAUAGAAGCUACCACGACAAAAUUGGAAAAUUCAUCUGACCAAAUAACUCAGGUGGGCAUCAUAAACCCCAAAGCGGACUUGACUACUCUAGAAGAAACCACAACACCCACUGUAAUAUAUCUAACGACUUUAGAAGACACCACAGCACUACCAGAAAUUAUAGGUGUGGGAAACAAAACAACACGAUUAGAAAGAGAAACAUACCUGACAUCAUUGGCAGACACAACUUCAGCACUGGGAGGUAGCUCAGAAAUGUCCUCUUUUGAAGAAACUACUGUGAAACAGCUGGAAAGUACAACGGAACAAGUAAAUACUGGUCCACAAAGCAGGUCGUUGGAGGUUUCAACCACGAUUACUGCAUUCGAUGACUUUGCAACAACACUUGAAAGUUCAAGAGGCCUGACUUCGGUAGAAGAUAUAACGACACUCCUGGAAACCACAUCAGAAGACACUAAUUUAGAGAAGACGACAUCAUUUGACAUUACCACUAAAGUGUUUGAAUUAAAAGACACCUCGACAUUCUUUGGGCUCACAACUGCAGAUGGCACAGCAGAACACAAAGGUUCAACGGGAAUAACUGAAUUUGAGAAGACUACCACACCACUUGAAAAUGCUACAGAGCUGACUGUUAUAGAAGCUACAACAUCGCUAUCUGAAAGUUUAGCCGACCAAACUACAUUAGACAUGUUGAGACCAUCACUUGAACUUACGACAGAUCGCACCUUAUUAGAAGACACAACAACAUCAUAUGAAAGUACAACGUCAACUGUAAUUUUUGGCGAAUACACAACAUCACCGUUGGUAAGUACACCAGACCUGGCUGGAUUAGAUGACACAACAACGUCCUUUAAAAGAGCACCUCUACUCACUACUUCAGAUGGCCUAACAACGGCAUUUGAUGGUUCAUCAGAGAAGAAUACAUUAGAAGACUUUCAAUCCGAAAGUUCUACAGGUGUGCCAAUCGACGACAGGGCAAUAUCGUUAAAAAGCCCAACCGACCUGGUCACUUCAGAAGGAAGUACUACAGAAAAGAGGGCUACGGAAGAUGUAACAAGUCCUACUGCUGAAGAGACCACGACUGGUUUUGAAGAUAUCUUAUUAGACACCACAUUUGGUAUGGAAGAUACUACAGAGGGCGCCAGGUCAGAUUUUAUCCAUGCCUCAUCACCAAGGGUUACAAAAAGUAAUUUGGAAAAUGCUACUCCAGAAAAUACUGCAAUUGAAUUCAGAAGCACAACGGUGGCCGACUCAACUGUCGUUGAAAGUAAUAUUCUCGAAGCUACAACUUUUGGAGAAAUAGAAAGUACCACUCUCGAAAUUACCACAACUGCUCUAGAAAGGAUUAGUGUGGUCGAGACUGUAGUUUCAGACAUGGAAACAACUUUAAAAGACACAAAAAUUGAACUUACUAGCACAUCUUUGGAUUACAACAAUACUACUAUGGAGAGCCUCACCUCUGGAACUCUGGAUGGUGAAAUGGAAAGUUCUUCUUUCGCCAGCACCUCCUUAGGUGAGCACACUUUAGAGGAUACAAAAACUGGUAUGGAAGGUACUACCAUGGGAGAUUCUCCAUCUCACUUGGGGAAUUCUAGCUUUGGCGAGGUCUCAACGUUAGAAGACAAUUAUACACCUAGUUAUUUAAGUACUUCGGAGGAAGAAGGCACGGCAGCUGGCUUUGGAAGCAGUUUCUUAGAUGAGACCACAGUUACAGUUACAACCCUUGGCGAAAUCACGACAUCUGAUUAUGAAAGGACAACUUUGAAACCAAUUAUUACAACUGCAGCUGGUUAUGCAAAUACAUUGGCGGAGGAAGACAAGACACUUUGGCAAGAAACUUCAACCCUGGAGGACCCCACGAGUAAAAUCACUUUGGUUCAAGCCACAGCCACUGCUUUGGAAAUAUCCUCUGAAGCAUUUGAAAGAACUUGGACUUUGACUUCCCAAGGCCCCAUGUUACAAUUGGGAACUAUCAUGUCGGACAUACCAACAUCUUACUUUGAACAGGACGAAGUGUCAUCCGCAAAGAUGAGCACUGAGACGACCCUCACCGAGAAAAAAACGUUAGCAGAAAUAAGCACAGGUGUAUACAGAGGUACACCUGUUAUUGAAGAAGGUACUCCUGUUGGAGACAUAUCAACUGAUGUUGAAGAUCUCACAACUGCUGUAGAGAAACGAACUGCUGGUUUUGAAGAACGUACAACUGGUGUUAAAGAACGUACAACUAGUGAUAGAGAGAGCAUUAGAGGUGGAGAACAGAGCACUGCUGGAGCUGAGGAAAGUACAUCUGCUGACGUAGAAGGUAGUACUUGGUCAGUACUGGGGUCUCUUACUACGGUAUUAACCACAUUGACUGAUUUUGUAUUUCGUACGAGAACACCAGAGUCCGCGUUGCCCUACUCCUCAACAAAAUUUGACCAUUCAAGUUCAACUGGCCUUACAGAUGAGCAAUCAACCACCACAAGAAUUGAGGAAACUACAGCACCUUACUCUGGACUGGAAAUAUCAUUUUCUCAGGUCACGACUCCAGCUACCAUAUUUAGUGAAACAACGCUGUUGACGUCAGACUCGCCAGCCUUUGCCUGGAUAAUGUCUACCAACGAAACAAAAGAAAUAUCUGAAAUCGUCGCAACGGAUCGGUAUACAUCUACAACAAUGCAGGGAACAGUCGAGACAAGAGGAACAGAAAUAACUUGGGAAACUACAAGCAAGGAGUUCAAAUUACCCGAUGUUAUGUCUCCGACUUUGGAAUCUAUCACGGAAGACACAACAUUACCACUGAGCAGCUCAACAACUGAUUUUGGGUUGGGCGGACACGGAGGAAAAGUAAAGAUAGGCGUCACAUCAAGGGAUGGUACAAUCGUUGUUGGAAAAACUAGUUAUCGCCCGGUGAAAGGCACUCAAAAACCUGGCGGAGCUCUGAAGCCUCCGCCUGUUACUAAAAAAACUAAAGGGGAGAAUGGUACUCCAGAUAUCCUCAAGUUUACCUUUGGGACUAUCGAUUUUGGGCUCAUUUCCCAGUGGGUUCUAACUGACAAUAAAUCAGAUGUCACAACAAGUGGCUCGGAUACUCAACAUAGUGUAACCCUGCCAUUUACUCAUCAUAGAACAGUUCACCCAACAGAUUUAUCCCAAUCUCCCAGUACUCUCGACAGGACAACAUCCUUUGAUGACGUCGAUACUUUGAGUGGGAGGUUCACAAGGUUUAAUGAUCCUGGCUUGACAUCACCAAGAAUCAAGACUGUGACACCAGAUCGGAAAGCCGAUGUAGUAUCAUCCACUGAAGGUCCAUCAGAGGCUGAAAUAUUACCGUCGUUGUCAUAUCCGGUUUACAAAAUAACAGCAACUCUCAAUCAGCAAAGUAUUAACAUUAGCACGUCACCCAGCAGAGAUUCAGCUUCAAAUACUAAAGAAAGUUAUAAUGCAACCAAUGUUGAAACCAAAACGCAAUCUUCAGGGAUUUCUUCUACACCACUUUAUGAUGAGUCAUCACAUGCCUAUACUUCUGAAGUGGGAUCAUCUUCUUUAGAGUCGGCGACGGUUUCACGAUCAACAUAUAUCACUGGAUAUUCAAAAUCAACAACUGACGCAAUUGCAACUGAAUUGGGGUCUACAGUUGCAAAAAUACCGACUGAUGUCUUCAUCUCUACGGCUACAGAGACAACUACCAAUUUGGGAUCUUCAACGGAAGGGAUGAAAACGCAAUUGAUGUCAGAGGAUUUCCUGUCAACAACUUUAGAAAUGACCACUAAAUUCGGAUCAACAAAUGCUGAGAUGAAUAAAGAUCUAGGAUCGACAACUGCAGAGAUGACAACCGAAUUAGUGUCUGCAACUGCAGAAAGAACUACUUCUUUUGAGUCAUCAAUUGCUGCUUUCGGUUCAUCAACAAUUGCUGAGAUGACUUCUAAUUCUGGAUCGACGACUGCCGAUCUUGAGUCAGCAUCUGCUGAGGUUGCUACUGACCAUCAGUCAACUGCUCAGAUGACUACUGACUUUGGGUCAACAACUGCAGAUCUUGAGUCAGCAUCUGCUGCGGUGACUUCAGUCCUUCAGUCAAGAACUGAACGACUGACAAGUGAAAUUUGGUCAACACGUGCCGGUAUGACUACCGAAUUAGUAUCUACACCUGCCGAAAGAAAUACCGAUUUUGAGUCAACAAUUGCUGUAAUGACAUCUGAUUCUGGAUCAACAACUGUUGGUCAUGAGUCAACAUCUACUGAGGUUUCUACUGACCUUCAGUCAACAACUGCUCAGAUGACUACUGAUUUAGGGUCACAAUCUGCUGAUAUGGAGUCAAUAACUACUCAAGUGACAACUGAUAUAGAGUCAACAUCUCAUGCCGUCAGUUCGGAUUUUGGAUCAACAACUGCUGAUCUUGGGUCAUCAUCUGCUCAUCAGAUGACUAAUAAAAUAGAGUCAACAUCUGAUGAAGCAAAUUCUAAUUUUCGAUCAACACCUUCAGACCUUCAGUCAAAAUCUGCUGAGGUGACUUCUGACCCCCAUUCAACAACUGAACAGGUGACCAGUGAGUUUGGGUCGACAAGUGCAGAGCUUACUACCGAAUUAGCAUCUACAACUGCAGAAAGAACCACCGAUUUUGAGUCAACAGUUGUCGAUUUCGGCUCAACAAUUGCUGUGAUGACUUCUGAUUCUGGAUCAACAACUUCUUAUCUUGGGUCAAUGAAUGCUGAGGUUACAACUGACCUUCAGUCAACAACUGCUCAGGUGGCUACUGAUGUGGGGUCACCAUCUGCUGAUAUUGAGUCAAUAACUGCUCAAGUGACAACAGAUACAGGGUCAACAUCUCAUGCCGUCAGUUCGGAUUUCGGAUCAACUAUUGCUGAUCUUGGGUCAUCAUCUGCUCAGGUGACUACUAAAAUAGAGUCAACAUCUAAUGAAGUAAAUUCUAAUUUUCGAUCAACACCUUCAGACCUUCAGUCAACAUCUGCUGAGGUGACUUCUGACCCCCAUUCAACAACUGAACAGGUGACUAGUGAGUUUGAGUCGACAAGUGCAGAGCUUACUACCGAAUUAGCAUCUACAACUGCAGAAAGAACUACCGAUUUUGAGUCAACAAUUGUCGAUUUCGGCUCAACAAUUGCUGUGAUGACUUCUGAUUCUGGAUCAACAACUUCUUAUCUUGGGUCAAUGAAUGUUGCGGUUACAACUGACCUUCGGUCAACAACUGCUCAGGUGACUACUGAUGUGGUGUCACAAUCUGCUGAUAUUGAUUCAAUAACUGCUCAAGUGACAACAGAUACAGGGUCAACAUCUCAUGCCGUCAGUUCGGAUUUCGGAUCAACUAUUGCUGAUCUUGGGUCAUCAUCUGCUCAGGUGACUACUAAAAUAGAGUCAACAUCUGAUGAAGCAAAUUCUAAUUUUCGAUCAACACCAGCAGAUCUUCAGUCAACAUCUGCUAAUGUGACUUCUGACCCUCAUUCAACAACUGAACAGAUGACCAGUGAGUUUGGGUCGACAACUGCAGAGGUUAUUACCGAAUUAGCGUCUACAACUGCAGAAAGAACUACCGAUUUUGAGUCAACAAUUGCCGAUUUCGGCUCAACAAUUUAUGUGAUGACUUCUGAUUCUGGAUCAACAACUACUUAUCUUGGGUCAACCCAUGCUGAGGUUACAACUGACCUUCAGACAGCUACUGCUCAGAUGACUACUGAUUUGGGGUCAACAACUGUUGAUAUUGAGGCAACAUCUUAUCAGGGGACUACUAAAAUAGAGUCGACAUCUGAUGAGGUCAGUUCUGGUUUUGGAUCAACAAUGGCUGAUCUGGAGUCGACAUCUGUGGUGGUGACUAAUGACCUUCAGUCAACAAUUGAACAAGUGGCUACUGCGUUUUGGUCAACAAGUGCAGAGAUUACUACCGAAUUACUAUCUACUAGUGCAGAAAGAGUUAUUGAUUUUGAGUCAACAAUUGCCGAUUUCGGCUCAACAAUUUCUGUGAUGACUUCUGAUUCUGGAUCAACACCUACAUAUCUUGGGUCAAUGAAUGCUGAGGUUACUACUGAGCUUCAGUCAGCUACUGCUCAGAUGACUACUGAUUUGGGGUCAACAGCUGCUGAUAUUGAGUCAACAUCUUCUCAGUUGACUACUAAAAUAGAGUCAACAUCUGAUGAGGUCAACUCUGAUUUUGGAUCCACAACUGCCGAUCUUGGGUUAACAUCGGUCGAGGCGACUCAUGGCCUACAGACAACAACUGAACAAGUGACUAAUGAGUUUUGGCCAACAAGUGCCGAGAUGACAAGUGAUAAUGGGUCAACAACUACAGACAUUCCAAUAAAUUCCGGUACAACUUCUUCUGAUGUGAUAUCUGAUUUAGGGUCAGUGACUGUUGAUAUUGAGUCAACAUCAUUAGCUCAAAAGACUACUGAUAUUGGUUCAAAACCUGCUGAUAUCGAGUCAACCCAUGCUGAGGUUACUUCUAACGCUGAGUCAACAACUCCUCAGAUUACUUCUGAAUUUUUGCCAACAACCUCUGAUAUUGAGUCAAUUGCUGAGGUGACUUCUGGUUUUGAAACAACAACUGCUCCACUGACUACUGAUUCUUGGUCAGCACCUGCUGAUAUGAGAACUCUAUCUGUGUCAACUAGCCCAGAUAUUUCAACUAAUUUCGAGGCUAAAUCUAAUGAGGUCACUUCUGACUUUGGGUCUACAAUGGCUGAUUUAGCUUCAACAUCUGCUGAGGCGACUAUUGACCUUCAAUCAUCAACGACUGAAGAGGGUAAUGAUUUUGGGUCACCAACUGCCAAUCUAGGAUCAACAAUUACUGCUGAGAUGACUACUUAUCGGAGGAAGCCUACAGCUGCAGAUAUGGAAACCGAAUCUGAAUCAAGAAGGGCAACGAUGUUCACCGAUUCUGAGUCUACUACUGCAUACCUUUUUACUGACAUUCCGAGAUCCACAUCUGAAGAGAUAACUACCGGGUUUGGAUCGAAAACUGAGUGGACGACUACAGGAAUCAGAACGACAUAUGAUUUAUUUCGAUCAACUUCUCUAGAGCUAACUCAUGCAAUCAUAUCAGAGGCAGAGGACACUACAGCAGAGCUGUUUAGUAUGACAAGUGCUGAGUUAACCGCAAGCACAGACACUACAACAGACGUCUUUGGGACGACAACUCCUAAGGUUAUCACAAGCACGGACACCACCACAGAGGUAUUUGGUAUCACGCCACUGGAGCUGAAAACAAGCGAGGACACCUCAACUGAGGUGUUUCGUACCACACGACAUGAGCUGACCACAAGCACAUACACUACCACCGAGGAGUUUGAGACGACAACUCCUCAGGUUACCACAAGCACGGACACCACCACAGAGGUGUUUGGUACCCCGCCACUGGAGCUGACUACAAGUGAGGAUGCUACCACUGAGGUGUUUCAUACCACACGACAUGAGCGGACCACAAGCAAUUACACUACCACCGAGGACGUUGAUAUCUCGCCUUCUAUGCAGACCACAGGCACGGACACUACCACAGAGGUUGUUGUUUCGACAACUCCUGAGCUAACAACAAACAUGGACACUACCACAGAUGAUUUUAGUAGAAUAACUCAUGAGCUAUCAACAAGGACAUACAAUACCACAAAUUUGUUUGGUACGUCAACUCCUGAGCUGAACUCAGAUGUGGGCACUACCACAGAGGUGUUUGGUUCGAUAACUCCUGAGCUGCCUACUAACUUGGACACUACCUCAGAGGAAUUUGGUACCACGAAUUAUAUGCUGACCACAAGCACGGACACUACCACAGAGGAGCAUGGUGUGCCAAAACAUGGGCUUACCACAAGCACGUACAGAACGACAGAGGUUGUCGAGGAGCUUGUUUCGAUAACGCAUGAGCUUACUACAGGAAUGGACACUACAACAGAGGAAUCAGGUACUUCAACUCAUGAUCAUAAGCAUACUACACGCACAUACACUACCACAGAGGAGUUUGGUGCGACAACACAUGAGCUUACCACAAGCUCAGACACUACCACAGAGAUGUUUGUUACCACGCCUCCUGUGCUGACCACCACCACAGAAGCGUUCAGUGCGAUAACUCCGGAGCUGCCCACUAGCGCAGACACUGCCACAGUGUUGUUUGAUACGACAUCUUUCAUGCUGACAACAGCUACCAUUGAGGAAUUUGGUUUCAAGUCAACAACCCCUGAUAUGAUACCUUAUUUCGUGUCAACUACUGCUCUAGAGUCAAGAACUAGUGAGACAUCCGCGGAGUUUGAGUUGUCAACUUAUGUCACAUCUGACCUGACGUCUACAACUGCUGGCCUCUCCACAGAUCUUGCAUUGUCUUCCGCAGAACAAACAUCUGACGCGCCGACUGCUAGUUUACAGCCACCGACUUUGCAGACUACGAAUAAUCUCCUAUCAAAAGUUGAUGAUUUCGUAUCCACCCCUUCAGAAACGUCGAGCAGCUUCGGAUAUGUAACUGGCAUUCUGAGAUCCGCUUAUGAAGAAAUGUCUACCGGUUUUGAAGACACAACUAAGCAGACGACUGAAAUGAGAAUGGCAACUGAUUAUUUUGGAUCACACUCUGUAGAAAUUACAAGUCAACUGGAAUCAAAGACAAUUGAUUCAGGGGAAACAACGAAGGAAUCGAUAUCUAAGUUUGGAUCGAAGAUAACAAUUGAUCCCUCUACUGGCCUCGACUCAACCUCCGAGGAGUUUGAUACGACAACACCUGGUCCUACCUCGGACAUCAACUCAACCUCUAAGCAGUUUGAUACAACACUUGGUCCUACCACGGGCUUCGACUCAGCAUCUAAGGAGUUUGACACGACAACACUUGGUCAUACCACGGACAUCGACUCAACAUCUCAGGAGUUUGGCAUGACAACACCUGGUCCUACCACAGACAUCGACUCAACCUCCGAGGAGUUUGAUACGACAACACCUGGUCCUACCUCGGACAUCAACUCAACCUCUAAGCAGUUUGAUACAACACUUGGUCCUACCACGGGCUUCGACUCAGCAACUAAGGAGUUUGACACGACAACACUUGGUCAUAUCAUGGACAUCGACUCAACAUCUCAGGAGUUUGGCAUGACAACACCUGGUCCUACCAUGGACAUCGACUCAGCCUCCGAGGAGUUUGAUACGACAACACCUGGUCCUACCUCGGACAUCAACUCAACCUCUAAGCAGUUUGAUACAACACUUGGUCCUACCACGGGCUUCGACUCAGCCUCUAAGGAGUUUGACAUGACAACACCUGGUCCUACCACGGACAUCGACUUAGCCUCUCAGGAGUUUGACACGACAACAUCUGGUCCUACCACGGACAUCGACUCAACAUCUCAGGAGUUUGAUACGACCAUACCUGGUCCUACCACGGACAUCGACUCAACCUCUAAGGAGUUUGACACGACAAGACAUGGCCCUACCACGGACAUCGGCUCAACAUCUCAGGAGUUUGAUACGACCAUACCUGGUACUACCACGGACAAUGACUCGGCCUCUAAGGAGUUUGACACUACAACACCUGGUCCUACCACUGACAUCGACUCAACCUCUAAGGAGUUUGACACGACAACACCUGGUCCUACCAUGGACAUCGACUCAACCUCUAAGCAGUUUGAUACAACACUUGGUCCUACCACGGACAUCGACUUAGCCUCUCAGGAGUUUGACACGACAACAUCUGGUCCUACCACGGACAUCGACUCAACAUCUCAGGAGUUUGAUACGACCAUACCUGGUCCUACCACGGACAUCGACUCAACCUCUAAGGAGUUUGACACGACAAGACAUGGCCCUACCACGGACAUCGGCUCAACAUCUCAGGAGUUUGAUACGACCAUACCUGGUACUACCACGGACAAUGACUCGGCCUCUAAGGAGUUUGACACUACAACACCUGGUCCUACCACUGACAUCGACUCAACCUCUAAAGAGUUUGACACGACAACACCUGGUCCUACCAUGGACAUCGACUCAACCUCUAAGGAGUUUGACACGACAACACCUGGUCCUACCAUGGACAUCGACUCAGCCUCUAAGGAGUUUGACACGACAACACCUGGUCCUACCAUGGACAUGUACUCAGCCUCUAAGGAGUUUGACACGACAACAUCUGGUCCUACCACGGACAUCGACUCAACAUCUCAGGAGUUUGAUACGACCAUACCUGGUACUACCACGGACAUCGACUCCGUCUCUAAGGAGUUUGACUCGACAAAACCUGGUCCUAUCACAGACAUCGACUCAACCACUCAGGAGUUUGAUAGGACAACACCUGGUCCUACCACAAACGUUGACUCAACCUCUAUGGAAAUCGAUACGAAAACAUUUAAUGCCACCACAGACAUCGACUCAGCUUCGAAGAAAAUUGAUGUGAUGACACCUGAUCCCACCAAAGACACAAACUCAACGCUAAAGGAUAUUAUUUCAGCAAGUAAUGAGCUUACGACAGGUAUGGGCUAUUCCACAGAUGGAUUUAGUACUUUAACUGUUGAAGAGACAACGGGUGAUGGCUUUGCCACUGGGGAGUAUGGUACUUCUACUACAGAAUUAACUACUUUGUCAUAUUUCGAGGCGAUUGCAGUCUCACAAACUCCAUCAGAGGAAAGCAGUACACUCUCAGGUUUCGUUCAAACAUCUUCACCACCAACAGCCUUUGAUUAUGGGUUGUCAUCCGAAGCUACCGAAGAAUUUUCAACAUCCAAUGUAGAAAGUAUUCAAGGGAGCACUGAGUUUGGUGCAGUCAGUGAAAUCCGAACUACCGAGUCUCCUUCAAUCAAAGAUGAGUUUAGUACAAUGGCUGAUGUCCAUACGACCGAGUAUGGUUCGACCACCGAUGUGUUUCGGUCAACAAGCAGCACCACAUAUGAUGAAUUUCGUACGACAGCUGGCAUUCUUAGAACGGAACAUUCCACUGCCAUAGAUGACGUUCGUACUACAAGUGGCAUCCUUACAACUGAGCAUUCCUCCAUUACGGAUGAUUUUCGCACUACGACAGGCACCCUUACAACUGAACCGUCCUCCAUUGCAGAUGAUAUUAGUACUACGACUGGCAUCCUUACAACUGAACCUUCCUUCACCACAGAUGAUUUUCAUACUUCGAGUGAUGUCCCUACGGGUGAUGUCCGUACAACUGCGUCAACAUCUGCUUCAACAGAUGACUUUGGUACAACGAUAAAUAUCCGUAUGACCGAGUAUGGUUCAACCAUCGAUAGUUUCAGGACAACGACACCAGAUCAAGGGUUGGUAACUUAUGAGUUUGGAUCAACUCUUUCUGUUCUGACUACAGACCAAAGUUCGACCCCCGGUGAUUUUGUAACAAUGAUCGGUAAAGAUUCUACCACAGGCCCAACCACAGGUUCAUAUCUAACUUCAACUUCAGAUGAACUAACACAAAGCAGACUUAUCAUUAUGACUCUUAGAAUACCCAGCAUAUACUCAGACUCGUCAACUUGGGAAAAUGAAGACUUGACGUUCUGGACUAAUGCGGAUCUGUCUGUAACAGAGGAAGCGAUUCAUCCUCGAGCUAGUCUGAGGUACUCGGAUCCUGGUACGACUUCCUUUCCAAAAUCAACAAAAGCCUCUCUUAGCUACUUCACUAAGACAACGCCUCGAACUACUACUGCCAACUCGUCGCAAGUCAAAGGAACUACAUCAAGCUGGGCCACUGCUAUCACUGACUUCGUGACGACAGUGUUUGGGUAUAUUGACAACACAUUGGCUUUUACAUCAACUGCCUCUCCAAUAAGUAGAAAGAUCAUGGGAGCAACAUCCAUGUUUACUCAAUACACUAACUAUAACUCCACAGCUGAGUCAGCUAGUUCAUCCGAUGCAUCGUACGUGACCUCACAUUUUCCAGCUACAGAGUCGAGUUCAACCAUUAUGGAAACAUCCACAUUGUCAGCUCUAACAACAGAAAUUGGAACGACGACAGAUACGCUGGCUACGACCACUGAAACCAGCACAACACUCCAGGUUUCGAGUACUGCAGACCAAAUCUCAAGUACAGAUAUUACAGCAAGAACGAUGGAUAUCCUAUAUGGCACAACUGAGCUCUCUUCCACAACCGAGGAAAUUCUGACAACAUCGACAUUUCCUACUACAGAACUUGGGUCAUCAACUGACGAAGUGGUAACAACAUUAGCAUAUGGCACGACUAAAAUCAUUUCAACAACUGGGGAAAGUUUGACAACAUCGGCAUUUGGUACUACUGAACUUGGAUCAACAACUGAGGAAAUGAUCGCAUCAUUAGCACCUGGCGCGACGGAAAUUACUUCAAAACCAGAGGAUGUUUCAACAACAUCAGCAUUGGGUACUACUGAAUUUGAGUCAACAACUGACGAAGUUAUUACAACGUCAGCAUAUGGCACAACCCGAUUACUUUCCACGACUAAGGACAUUUUGAGAGUAACAACUUCAGCAUAUGGUACAAGCGAACUUCUUCCCACAGCCGUGGACAUUUUAACCAAAUCAACUUUUGGUACGACUGAAUUUGGGUCUACAGCUGACGACAGGGUAACAGUAUCAGCAUAUGGCACGACUGAUAUAACCUCCGCAGUGGAGGAAAUUUUAACAAAAUCAGCAUUUGGAACGACUGAAUUUGGGUCUACUACUGACGAAAGGGUGACAACAUCAGCAUAUGGCUCGACUGAGCUUGAGUCAACAUCUGACGAAAUAGUGACAACAUUAGCAUAUGGCAAGACGGAAAUUACUUCUUCAGCGGAGGCAAUUUUGACAACAUCAGCAUUUGGUACUACUGAACUUGAGUCAACAACUGACAAAAUGGUAACAACAUCAGCAUAUGGCACAAGCGAACUUUUUACAACAGCUGAGGACAUUUUCACAACAUCAACAUUUGGUACGACUGAAUUUGAGUCUACAUCUGAUGAAAAAGUAACAAUAUCAGCAUAUGGCACAACUGAUGUAACUUCUGCAGCGGAAGAAAUUUUGACAACAAUCGAAGUUAUUUCCACAACUGAGGAAACUUUGACAACAUCAGCAUUUGAUACUACUAAACUUGGGUCAACAUCUGAGGAAAUUGUAGCAUCAUCAGAAUAUCACCCGACUGAUAUUACUUCAAAAACUGAGGAAGUUUCAACAACAUCAGCAUUUGGUACUACUGAACUUGAGUCAACAACUGAUGAAAUAGUGAGAACAUCAGCAUAUGGCACCAGCGAACUUCUGUCCACAGCUGAGGACAUUUUGAUAACAUCAACAUUUGGUACGAAUGAAUUUGGAUCUACAGCUGAUGAUAGGGCGACAGUAUCACCAUAUGGCACGACUGGUAUAACCUCCGUAGCAGAGGAAAUUUUCUCAACAUCAGCAUUUAGAACGACUGAACUUGAGUCAACAACUGACGAAAUAGUGAAAACAUCAGCACAUGACACCAGUGAACUUCUUUCCACAGCUAAGGACAUUUUGACAACAUCAACAUUUGGUACGACUGAAUUUGGAUCUACAGCUGAUGACAGGGUGACAGCAUCACCAUAUGGCACAACUGGUAUAACCUCCGUAGUGGAGGACAUUUUAACAACAUCAGCAUUUGGAACGACUGAAGUUGAGUCAACAACUGACGAAAUAGUGAGAACAUUAGCAUAUGGCACCAGCGAACUUCUUUCCACAGCUGAGGACAUUUUGACAACAUUAACAUUUGGUAGGACUGAAUUUGUGUCCUCAGCUGACGACAGGGUGACAGUAUCACCAUAUGGCACGCCUGAUAUAACCUCCGUAGCAGAGGAAAUUUUCUCAACAUCAGCAUUUGGUACGACUGAACUUGAAUCAACAUCUGACGAAAUUGUGACAACAUCACCAUAUGGCAUGACCGAAAUUACUUCUACAGCGGAGGAAAUUUUGACAACAUCAGCAUUUGGUACUACUGAACAUGGGUCAACAACUGACGAAAUGGUAACAUCAUCAAAAUAUGGCACGACUGAAAUUCCUUCCACAAAUGAGGACAUUUUGACAACAUCAGGAUUUGCAACAACUGAAUUUUGGUCUACUACUGACAGAAUAGUGACAACCUCAGCAUAUGGCAUGACCGAAGUUACUUCUACAGCGGAGGAAACUUUGAUAACAUCAGCAUUUGGUACUACCGAACUUGGGUCAACAACUGACGAAAUGGUAACAACCUCAGCAUAUGGCACAAGCGAACUUCUUACCACAGCUGAGAAUAUUUUGACAACAUCAACAUUUGGUACGAUUGAAUUUGGAUCUACAGCUGACGAAAAAUUAACAAUAUCGGUAUAUGGCACAACUGAUAUAACUUCUGAAGUGGACGAAAGGUUGACAACAAUCGAUGUCCUUUCCACGAUUGAUGCAGUUUUGACCACAUCAGCAUUUGGUACAACAGAACUUAAAGCAACAACUGACGCAAUGGUCACAACGUCCGCUUUUCGGAUUACAGACAUCGGUUCCAAUACUGUCGAUAAAGUGACUGCAUCACCAUAUGACACAACUGAAAUUCCUUCCACAUCUGAGGAAAUGUUGUCAACAUCAGCAUUUGGGUCUCCAUCUGACGAAAUGGUAACAGCAUCAGUAAAUAGCGCCACUGAAAUUACUUCUGCAGUGGAGGACAUUUCGACAGCAUAUGGCACGACCGAAAUUACUUCUAUAGCGGUGAAAAAUUUGACAACAUCACCAUUUGGUACUACUGAACUUGGGUCAACAACUGACGAAAUGGUAACAACAUCAAAAUAUGGCACGAAUGAAAUUCCUUCCACUACUGAGGAAACCUUAAUAACAUCAGCAUUUGGUACAACUGAGUUUGAGUCUACUACUGACCAAAGGGUAAUAACCUCCGCAUAUGGCACGGCCGAAAUCACUUCUGCAGCGGAGGACAUUUUGACAACAUCAGCAUUUGGUACUACUGAACUUGGGUCAACAACUGAGGAAAUGGUAACAUCAUCAAAACAUGGCACGAAUGAAAUUCCUUCCAUAAAUGAGGACAUUUUGACAACAUCAGGAUUUGGAACAACUGAAUUUGGGUCAACAUAUGGCUCGACUGAACUUGAGUCAACUUCUGACGAAAUAGUGACAACAUCAGCAUAUGGCAUGACUGAAAUUCCUUCCACAACUGAAGAAGUUUUGACAACAUCAACGUUUGGUUCUGCUGAACUUGGGUCAACCCCUGAGGAACGGGUAACAACAUCAAAAUAUAGCACGACUGCAUCUCCUUCCACAGCUGAAGAAAGUAUGAUGACAUCAUCAUUAAGUACCAUUGAACUUGGAUCAACAACUGAGGAAAUGGUAACAUCAUCAAAAUAUGGCACGACUGAAAUUCCUUCCACAAAUGAGGACAUUUUGACAACAUCAGGAUUUGGAACAACUGAAUUAUGGUCUACUACUGACGAAAGGGUAACAACAUCAAAAUAUAGCACGACUGCAUCUCCUUCCACAGCUGAAGAAAGUAUGAUGACAUCAUCAUUAAGUACUAUUGAACUUGGAUCAACAACUGAGGAAAUGGUAACAUCAUCAAAAUAUGGCAUGACUGAAAUUCCUUCCACAACUGACGAAGUUUUGACAACAUCAGCAUUUGGUACUGCUGAACUUGGGUCGAGCCCUGAGGAAAUGGUAAAAACAUCAAAAUAUAGCACGACUGACAUUCCUUCCACAACUGAAGAAGUUUUGACAACAUCAGCAUUUGGUUCUGCUGAACUUGGGUCGAGCCCUGAGGAAAUGGUAACAACAUCCAAAUAUGGCACGACUGAAUCUCCUUCCACAGCUGAAGAAAUUAUGAUGACAUCAUCAUUAAGUACUACUGAACUUGGAUCAACAACUGAUGAAACAGUAACGACAUUUGCAUUUGACAUGACUGAUGUAGCUUCGUCUUCUACUGAGGGAAUUGGAACAACCUCAGAAUUUGAUAAACUUGGGACAACAUCAGAGGAAAGUGAACGAUUGCCUGCUUUUGGUUCUACUGAAUCAGCGACCAUAACUGAUGAUAUCGUAACAACGCCAGCAUUUGGCACGACGGAACUUUCUUUCACGACUAAUAACGUUUUAACAACCACUGCCUUUGAUACAACAGACUCAGACUUAACCUACCAGGGAUUAGCGUCAACCACUCGCUAUGGGACUACAGAGCUUGAAUCAACCGACGGCGAGCCAGCAAGUGGGUUUGUGACAAACGAACUGGAAACAACCACUGAGGAAAUUGCUACCACGAAUGGAUUUAGUACAACAGAAGUGGAGGCAACCACUGAGGAAAUGGCUACAAUAAGUGUUAUCGUUACAACAGAACUGGAAUCAACCACAGACGAACUAGCGACCACUAAAGGCUUUGGUACAAAAGAAAUAGAAUUAACCACCGAUGUACUAGCGGCCACAAGUGGGUUUGGGACACCAGAAGUGCAAUCAACAACAGAAGAAGAAGCUACGAGAACUAUUUUUGGUACAACAGAUCUCAAAUCAACCACCGAUGUACUACUCAUAGCCACUAGUGUGUUUGGUACAAAGGAAGUGGAAUCAACCACAGAAAAACAAGCUGCCACAAUUGGCUUUGGUACAACGGAGCUAGAUUCAAUCAACGAAGAGCAAACUACCACAAGAGGCUUUGGCACAACAGAACUAGAAUCAACCACCGAGGAGCAAGCUACCACAAGUGACUUUGGCACAACAGAACUAGAACCAACCACCGAGGAGCAAGCUACCACAAGUGGCUUUGGUACAACAGGAUUAGAAUCAAUCACCGAGGAACUAGCUACCACAAGUGGAUUUGGUACAACAGAACUGGGAUCAUCCACUGAGGUUCUGGCAACCGCCAGUGGGUAUGGUACAAAGGAGGUGGACUCAACCAUUGAAGAACAAGCUACCACAAGUGGCUUUGGUACAACGGAUCUAGUAUCAACCACCGAGGAACUAGUUACCACAAGUGGAUUUGGUACAACAGAACUGGGAUCAUCCACUGAGGUUCUGGCAACCGCCAGUGGGUAUGGUACAAAAGAGGUGGACUCAACCAUUGAAGAACAAGCUACCACAAGUGGCUUUGGUACAACGGAACAAGAAUCAACCACCGAGAAUCUAGCUACCACAAGUGGCUUUGGUACAACGGAACUAGAAUCAACUUCUGAUGAUCUAGCUACCACAAGUGGCUUUGGUACAACGGAUCUAGUAUUAACCACCGAGGAACUAGUUACCACAAUCGGCUUUGAUACAACAGAACAUGAAUCAACCAUCGUUGAACCAGCUACCACCGAUGGCUUGAGUAAAACCGAACAAAAAACUACCACUAAUGAACUCGUUUCAACCACUGUCUUUGGCACACAAUAUCAUGAAUCUACAGCAGAUGAAUAUGGAGCAAGCCAUGAUGAAACGACUAAAGACUCUGGUUGGACGUCUGGUGAUAGUCAGUCAACUACCAUUGUAAUGAAAAUAGAGCCAGACUCGACUAGUGAUGAUUUCGGGAUAACGACAACCGAACUAGGUCUAUCCUCUGAUGGAUUCGGAACCUCCAGUUUUCCUUGGUCAACUGCUGAAAAACUAGCUACCACAAGUGGCUUUGUUACGACGGAACUAGAUUCAAUCACAGAGGAGCAAGCUACCACAAGUGGCUUUGUUACGACGGAACUAGAUUCAAUCACCGAGGAGCAAGCCACCACAAGUGGCUUUAGUACAACGAAAUUAGAUUCAACCACCGAGGAGCAAGCUACCAAUAGUGGCGUUGGCACGACGGAACUAGAUGCAAUCACCGAGGAGCAAGCUACCACAAGUGGCUAUGGAACAACAGAACUAGAAUCAUCCACUGAUGAACCAGUUACCACAAUCGGCGUUGGUACAACCGAACUGAAAUCAACCGUCAUGGAACUGACUACCACUGGUGACUUUGAUACAUCCGAACAAAAAUCAACCACUAAUGAACUAGUUUCACCAUCUUCCUUUGGUGUAGAGCAUCACGGAUCUACUACAGAAGAAUAUGAAUCAAGCCAUGAUGAAACAACUUCAGAGUUUGGUUGGACGACUGGUAUUAUGACUGGUCAAUCAACUGCAUUCAUAGGGAAAACAGUGCCAGACGCGACAAGUGAUGAAUUCGGGAUGAGCACUCUUCCAACGACAAUGGAACCUGGUCUCGCUUCUGAUCAAUUCAAAACAUCCCCUGUUCCUUGGUCAGCUGUUAAUGAAUUUGAAACAACUGCUAUUGAAAUAACCACACUGCAAUAUACCAACACUGACGAAUUUUGGACAACUACUGUUGCACUGACAACAGAGUUGGCUUCAACUAAGGAUGAAUUUGAUUCAACCACCGCGAAACCAGCCACUACAUUUAGCUCUGAUACAAAAAACUUUGAAUCCAACACCGAGGUGGUAGCAACCACAGCCAUGCCAAAAUCGACCACUGACGAACUUAUUUCACCAAAUGUCCUUGGUACAAACAAUCCGGAAUCAACCAGAGACAAAUAUAAAGCAAGCACAGUUGCAGCAACUACAGACACUGGUUGGACGACUAUUACGAUUCCAACAACAACCGAACUAGGUCUGACUGCUGAGGAAUUUGUUUCUCGGUCAACUACUGAGGAAUUUGAAACAAAAAUUGUUGAAAUAACAACAAUGGCAUAUACCACCGCUGCUGCAGUGACUACAGACCCGGGGUCAAUUACUUUAUUUGAAUCAACCACUGAGAAAAUUGAAGCCACAAAUGUCUUUGGUGCAACCGAACUGAAAUCAACCACGGACAAACUUAUUUCACCUACUGACUUUGGUCCAGAAGAUCAUGAAUCAACUACAGGAUAUGGAGCAAGUUCUGCUGUAACAACCACAGGCUCUGGUUUUGCCACUCGUGAUUUUCAAUCACCCACAUUAAUAUUGACAGGGUCAGACCUGACAACAGAUGCAUUGGGGAAAAGCACAAUUUCGUCGACAACCGAACUAGGUUGGACAUCUGAUGACUCAGGAAAAACCACCAUUCCAAGGUCAACUGCUGAUGAAUUAGAAGCAAGUUCGGAAUUUAAAACCACCACUGUUGCAGUGACAAUAGAGCCGACCUCAGCUGCAAAGGAAUCGACUGCCGUUGAUACAACAGCACUUGAAUCAGCCACCGCGGAAUUAGAUUCAACUUCUGGCUAUAGGACAAGAGAGCAAGAAAUAGCAACCAGCGAGGAAAUAGCAACCACACAUGGGUUUGAGACAAAGGUAGUGGAACCAACCACCGAGGAACUGUCUAUCACAAGUGUUUUUGGUACAAGGGAAUGGAAAUCAAAUACUAACGAACUCAUUUCGUCCACUGCCUUUGAUAAACUAGAUCAGGAAUAUACCACGGAGGAAUACAGAGCAAGCAUUACUGCAACAACAGACUCGUAUUUUCAAUCAGUCACAUUAUCAAUGACGAAUGAACCAAGCUCGGCAAUUGGUGAAGUUGGGACAAGCACUUUUCCGACAACAACCGAACAAGGUCUGACCACUGAUGAAUUCGGAACAACCGUUAAACCUUUGUCAACUAUUGACGAAUCUAAAACAAACAUUGUUGAAAUGACAACAUUGUCUUAUAUAAGGACUGAAGAAUCUGCGACCACCACCGUUGCAGGGACGACGGAGCUGGGUUCCUUGAGUGAAUAUGGAACAACCAUUGUUGAAAUUACUUCAGAUCAAGACAUGAGCACUGAUGCAACUGAGCAUACACUUGCAGAAAAUCCAAGAUCUACCACCGACUCAGCGACGAUUGGUCAUAGAGCAACAGAUGCGUUGGCAACAUUCUCCGUGUCAACCACUGAUGAAUUUGAAACAACCGCUGUUCAAAUGACAACAGACCCAUAUACAACCACCGAAGAAUUUGGCGCAACCUCCGACAAAACCACUGUUGCAGUGACGACGGGUCCUGGAUCAACCACUGGUGAGUUUAGUGCAACCAUGGAUAUUACAGAGGCUGGGUCAACCAUUGACGAAUUCGGUAAAACCACUGAUGAAUUGACAAAUGCUAUUACACUGACAGCGGAGGCAGGCCCAAGCACUGCCGCUUCGGCAUUAGGACCAGCACGAACGACUGACGAAUCGGGUAAAACCACUGUCCAAAUGACAAUAGAAACUUGGUCUAAAUAUGAUGGUUUAGGAAAAACAACAAAUGCCCUCAUCGAUGAGGCAACUUCCACGACUGAAGGCCUUCGAACAACAGCAACUAUCCUCAUCACAAAAGAAGUUGAAAAAACUUCUGAGGUCCUGAGCACUGAAGCAGAUACAACAACAGAAGAGUCUACGACAAUUUCCUUCACAACUAGGGGUGGCUCUUCAACGGACGAUUUCGGAACGAUGACAGCUUCCCUUACCAGCGGAAUUGGGUCUUCUACUGAUGACUUUGGAACACAAACUGCGCUUACCACCGAAGAUGUGACAACAGCUGCCUCAACAACAGAUAGCAUGUCCACCGAUGUUUCUGAAUCAACGGCUGAGAUGUUGGGUCCAACAUCAGAUUUCCCGACUACAACUGAUCCAUUUGGUUUUGGAGGAGGGAAAGGUGGCGGUGGUGGUACUGGAUAUACAGGGCGUACUGGCGGUAAUGCUGGUUCGGGAUAUCAUACCACCAAGAAGUCAAUCUCAAAAACAACCCGAAGUUCUCAACAGACAGGUCACACAGGCUCUACCAAACGUAUCACAGUUGUAAACACGCACGACAUAAUAGGUCCGACUGCAGAUUUCAUCCCUUUAGGAACAUUCCCAGAUAAUCUAUAUACCGAUAUCAUCAAUUUGAACAAAUCAACAAACCAAACAUUACUAUUAGGUUCCAAUGAUGUGACUACUGCCACGGAGAAGGAUGUCGGCAUUCUGAUCACAAGCUCAACGGUUUUCCAAGAUGAAGGGACAACAGUGUUAGCGAAAGGCACGAGUGAAGUCAACACACAGACUGACCAGAGCAAUGUGAACCCUGGUAGCUCAACAGAUGUAUUGUCACUAACAUCACAUGAUUCUACAACUUUAUCAAAGACAACUGAUUUGCCUGAUGUUAGCACAACAUACAUCGGUUCUACAGAGACAAUGACUGCAGCUCUAAGCACAGCUGAUUAUGACGCCCGUACAACAGAUAUCAGUUCUACAGAGGCAAUGACUACAGCUCAAAGCACGAUGGGUCAUGAUAAUAGUACACCAGGUAUCACUUCUACAGAGGCAAUACCUACAUCUCAGAACACGAUCGGUUAUGAUGCUAGCACAGCAGAAGCUACGACCACUGCUCAAAGUGCACUGGACUUCGCUGCUACAGCAAGCCAAGUUAUGGCUACUGCUCAGAGUACACUCAACUUCGAUGCUAUUACAACCGAAAUAAUGACAACAGGCAUAAGUACCCAUGACUUCGGUGCCAGUACAACGGACGUUAUGACUUCUGUUCAAGGUACACAAGACCUCACUGUACCUUCAACUGAAGUGAUGACCACAGUUCAAAGUACAUUCGAUCGCAGUGCAAUCGAGGAUAUGACCACUUCUGAAAAUAUCAACUUCUACGUCAGUACAACCAGGAAUUUGACCAGAUCUCAUAGUGCAUUUGACUUCGAUGCCAGCACAAAUGAGGUAACGACAUCUGCUCUGAGUAUGCUGGACUUCGAUGCAACAACAACCGAAGGUAUGAGCACUGUCCAAAAUACAUUGGACUUCGAUGCCAGCACAACGAGCGUUAUGACUACUGUUCAUAGUACACAGGACUUCGCUGCAACUACAACUGAAAUGAUGAUAACAGCUCAGAGUUCAUUAGCCUUCGAUGCCAAUACAACCGAAGUCACGACCACUGCUCAAAGACCAAAAGAUGUCGAUGCCAAUACAACCGAAGCAAUGACCACAGGUAUGAAUACGCUCGAGUUCGAUGCAAAUACAACCGGAGAAAUGGCUACUGCUCUUGGUGCACUUGACUUCGCUUCAACUACAAUUGAAGCGAUGACCACAGCUCAGGGUACAUUGGCCUUCGAUGUCAGUACAACCGAAUUUAUACCCUCAGCUCCAAGUACACCAGACUUCGAUGUCAGUACAACCGAAGUGAUAACCUCGGCUCAGAUUACUCUGGACUCUGAUGCAUCUACAACCGAAGGUAUGACCACUGCCAAGACUACACUGGACUUCUAUGCGAGUAUAACGGACGGUAUGACUACUGCUCAAAGUUCACUGGACUUCGAUGUCACAAAGACCGAAGUAAGAACAACGGAUCAAAGUACACUGGACCUCACUGCAACUUCCAUCGAAGAGAUUACCACAGCUCUGAGAACAUCAGACAUGGAUGCCAGUACAACUGAAGAGAUCACCGCUGCUCAGAGUACACUGGACUAUUAUGCAUCUACAACCGAAGGUAUAACCAUGGUCCAGAGUACAUUGGACUUCGAUGACAGCACAUCCGACGUUAUGACUACUGUUCAAAGUGCACAGGACUUGACUGCAACUAUAAAUGAAGUGAUGGCAACAGCUCAGAAUACAUUAGCCUUCGAUGCCAGUAAAACCGUGGUUACAGCUCAAAGUUCACUAGACUUCGAUGCCAGUACAAGCGAAGUUAUGACCUCUGCACUGGACUUCGAUGCAACUACAAGCGAAGGUAUGACUACUGUUCAGAGUACGCUGGACUUCUUUACCAGUAAAGCGGACGGUAUGCUUACUCAAAGUGCACUGGACUUCACUGCAACUACAACCGAAAUGAUGUCCACAGCUCAGAGGACACUGGACUUCGAUGCAGCUACAGCCGAAGGUAUGAUAACUGUCCAGGGUACACUUGCCUUCGAUGCCAGUACGGACGGUAUAACUAUUGCUCAAAGCUUCAAAAAAACCGAAGUUACGACCACUGCUCAGGGUAGACUUGACUUAGAUACAACUACAGUGGAAGCGAUGCCCACAGCUCAGAGUACAUUAGACUUCGAUGCCAGUACAACUGAAGUGAUAACCUCUGCACAUAGUACACUGGACUUCGAUGCAACUUCAACCAAAGGUAUGACCACUGUCCAGAGUACACUGGAUUUCGAUGCGAGUACAACGGACGUUAUGACAAGUGCUCAAAGUUCACUGGAUUUCGAUGUCACAACGACCGAAGUUAGGACAACAGAUCAAAGUACACUGGACCUCACUGCAACUUCCAUCGAAGAGAUUACCACAGCUCAGAGAACAUCAGACGUCGAUGCCAGUACAACUGAAGAGAUAACCGCUGCUCAGAGUACACUGGACUUUGAUACAUCUACAACCGAAGGUAUAACCACUGUCCAUAGUACAAUGGAUUUCGAUGACAGCACAUCAGACGUUAUGACUACUGUUCAAAGUGCACAGGACUUGGCUGCAACUAUAAAUGAAGUGAUAACCACAGCUCAGAGUACAUUAAUCUUCGAUGCCAGUAAAACCGAGGUUAUGACCAUUUCUCACAGUAUUUUAGACUUCAACGUUAGUGCAACUGAAAAUUUGACCACAUCUCAGACUGCAUCUGACUUUGAUGCCAGUACCACUGAAGUUUUACCAACAUCUCAAAGUACACUAGACUUCGAUGUAAGUACAACCGAAGGUAUGACUACUGCCCAGAUUACACAAGACUUUGGUGCCACAACAACCGAAGGAAUGACUACUGCUCAGAGUACACUGGACUUCGAUGUCACAAAGACUGAAGUUGUAUCAACAGCUCAAAGUGCACUGGAUAUCAUUGCUACAACCGAAGUGAUGUCCACAGUACAGAGUACACUGGAAUUCGAUGCAAGUACAGCCGAAGGUAUGACCACUGUCCAGAGUACACUUGACUUCGAUGACAGUACGGGCGGUAUGACUAUUGCUCAAAGUACAUUGGACGAUGUCACAAAAACCGAAGUUACGACCUCUGUUCAGGGUACACUUGACUUAGAUGCAACUACAAUGAAAGCGAAGCCCACAACUCAGAGUACAUUAGACUUCGAUACCAGUACAACUGAAGUGAUAACCUCUACACAUAGUACACUGGACUUCGAUGCAACUACAACCGAAGGUAUGACCACUGUCCAGAGUACACUUGACUUCGAUGCCAGUACAAAAGACGUUAUGACAAGUGCUCAAAGUUCAAUUGACUUCGACGUUUCAAAGACCGAAGUUAUAACGACAGCUCAAAGUAUACAGGACUUCUCCGCAACUACAACCGAAGUGAUGUCCACAGCUCAAAGUAUAUCAGACGUCGAUGCUAGGACAACCGAAGUGACUACCUCUCCUCAGAGAGUUCAUGACUACGGCGCAAGUACGUUUGAACUGAUUACCACAUCUGUGAACACACUUGAUUUUGAUGUCGCUUCAAACAACGUUAUGACCACUGUCCAGAAUAUAUUGGACUUCGAUGCUAGUACAACUGAAGUAAUGACCACACCUAAGAGUGGACUUGAUAUCGAUGAGAAAACUACCGAAGUUUUCACCACUCCUUUAAGUACGCUGGACAUUGCUGUCACGCCAACCAAGGAGAAAGCCACUGUUCUGAGUACAAAUGACUUCAAAGCCGAGGUUAUGACAUUGGGUUUCAAUGAAAGUACAAUCAAAACUAUGAUCACAGCACAGACUAACCAGGAAAUUGGUGUCGCUGCAACUGAGUCUACAACCAAUCCUCUAAAUGAACUGGACUUUGGUGCCGGUAGUACGGAGUCGAUGACCACGAGUAUACCAGAUAUAGAUGCCACAGCAACCAUCGUUAUGACUACUGUUCAGAGUUCACUGCACGUUGAUGCUAGAACAUCCGAAGUGAUGGCCAGUACUCGGAGUACGCUGGACUUCGGCGCAAUUACAACUGCAUUAAUAACUUCAGGAAUGAGUACGCUGGACUUCGACAGUGCCAGUUUAGCCAAAGUUAUGACUGCAUCUCAAAGUACACUAGACAUUGAUGCCUCCACAACGGAAGUUAUAACCUCAGCUAAAGGUAAAUUCGAAGUCGAUAUCAGUACAACCGAAGUAAUGACGUCUGGUACGAGUACAUUGAACUUCGAUGUCACAAUAGAAGACGUUAUUACCAAAACUCCAAGUACACUUGACUUCGAUAUUGCCACAACCGAAAGAAUGACCACAGCUCAGAAUACCGCAGACAUCGAUGCCAGUACAACCGAAUUGAUGACUACUGCUCACAGUCCACUCGAUUUCGUUGCGAGUACUACCCCUGUCACGACCUCAGUUCAGAGUACACUCGAGGUCGAUGCCAGUACAAACGAAGCGAUGACCGCGGCAGAGAGUACGAUGGACUCUGAUGUCACAACAACUGAAAUCAUGACCCCGACUCAGAGUGCAUCCGAAUUCGAUGCCAGUACAACCGAAGUGAUGACUACAGCUCAGAGUCCGCUCAAUUUCGUUGAGGGUACUACAAAAAUAAGGGGCACUGCUCCGAGUACACUUGACUUUGAUGCCACAAUAACCGAAGUUAUGACCACUGAUCAGAGUGUACUUAACUCUGAUGACAGUACAACAGAAGCUAUGACUUCUAUCGAGAGUACACUUGACCUCGAUGUCACAACAUCCGAAGAGAUGCUUACAGCCCAGAGUUCAUUCGACUUCGAUAUCAGUGCCGAAGUGAUGACCACUGGUAUGAGUGCACUCGACUUUUAUGUUUCAACAGCCGAGCUUAUUACCACUACCCAGAGUGCACUAGAUUCCUAUGCCAGUACAACGGGCGAUAUGACUCGUGGGAAAAAUAUAGCAGACGUUGAUGUAAGUACUCCCGGCGCCAUGUCGACUGCUGCAACUCCACCAAAUUUUGAUGCGAGCACAACGGACAGUUUCUCUACUGCAGCAGGUACACAAGGCGACGUUGCGAGCACUAUUGACUUCUUUUCGACUACUGCCAGUACAACCGAUUUUGAUGUCAGUAUCACAGAGAUCGCGUCCUCUGCAGGUAUUACACAGGACUUCUAUUUGAGCACCACCGAUAUCAUUUUUUCUGAGCCUAGUACACCAUCUGUGUAUUUUAGCAAAGCAGACACAGUGUACACUUCCGCAAGUACAUACUUCGACGUUGGACCCACAGCAACCGUGCCCACCUUCGCAAUUUCACCGGCUAAGCGGAGCAGCUUAGACGCCCUGUCAACAACGAACUUAAAUGAGGGUGUGUCCAGUGUCACUACAUCAGAUCUCAAUGAUGCAAGGUCUACAGAAGCCGGUACACAAGACUUGGAGGUGAGAACCAAAGAUGAAGUACUUUCUACCGCUAGUACAAUGUUCGAUGUCAUGUCCUCGGAUGCAUCAACGGAAGUCAGUUCACAGGGGGUUGAUGUACGCUCACCAGCUGAUACGUCCUUUAUAACGAGUCCACCAGGCUUAGACGUGAUAACCAAAACUGAAAUACUUGCUGAGACCAAUACAGUGUCCGAUGCAGGAUCCGCGGAUAUAUCAACUGGAGCCAGUACACAUGACGUUCGUACACAAGCUGGCACGUUCCCCGAAACCAGUACAUCAGACCUUACGACCAGUACAGUGUCAGAUGUGGAAUCCACGGAUGCAUCAACUGGAGUCAGUACACGUGGGGUUGAUGUAAUCCAAACAGAUGCCAAGUCCCCCGAAACCAGUACACCAGAUUUUGUGAUAACAAACGGUGAAGUACUUGCUACGACCAGUAUAGUGUCGGAUAUGGGAUCCAGAGAUGCAUCAACUGGAGCCAGCACACAAGACGUUGAUGUAAGCACAACAGCUGCUACGUUCCCCGAAACCAACACUGUAGACUUUGUUGUGAUAACCGAAUAUGACGAACUUGCAACAACCAGUACAGCGUCAGAUUUGAGUUCUACGGAUGCAUCAACAGGAGCCAGUACACAGGACUUUGAUGUACAUACACCAGCUGGCACAUCACCUGAUACCAGUACUGCAGACUUGGACGUGAUAACCAGGGAUGAAGUAUUUGCUACGACCAGUACUGUGUCCGGUAUGGGAUCCAGAGAUGCAUCAAGUGGAGCCAGCCCACAAGACAUUGAUGUAAGCACAACAGCUGCUACGUUCCCCGAAACCAACACUGUAGACUUUGUUGUGAUAACCGAAUAUGACGAACUUGGAACAACCAGUACAGCGUCAGAUGUGAAAUCUACGGAUGCAUCAACUGGAGCCAGUACACAGGACUUUGAUGUACGUACACCAGCUGGCACAUCACCUGAUACCAGUACUGCAGACUUGGACGUGGUAACCAGGGAUGAAGUACUUGCUGCGACCAGUACAGUGUCCGAUAUGGGAUCCAGAGAUGCAUCAACUGGAGCUAGUACACAUAACGUUGAUGUACCUACACCAGCUGACACGUCCCCCGAAAUCAGUACAGCAGACUUUGACGUUAUUACCAAAGUUAAAAUUCUUGUUAGGACCAGCACAAUAUUCGAUGUGAUAUCGACAGAUGCAUCAUCUCGAGCCAAUUCAAAAGACGUCGAUGUAAGUACUCCAGCUGCUACGUCUCUCGAAACCAGUGCACCAGGCUUGAAUUUGAUAACUGAAGAUAAAGGAGGUGCUACGACUAGUACAAUAUCCGAUAUUAGAUGGACGGAUGCAUCGACUGAAGCCGGUAUACCUGGCGUUGAUGUACGUACACCAGCUGGCACGUCUUCUGAAACCAGUACUGCAGACUUGGACGUAAUAACCAAAGAUGUAGUACUCGUUACGACCAGUACAGUGUCCGAUGUGGGAUCCAGAGAUGCACCCACUGGAGUUAGUACACAGGACGUUGAUGUACCUACACCAGCUGGCACGCCCCCCGAAUUCAGUACACCAGAUUUUGCUGUGAUAACCAGGGAUGAGGUACUUGCUACGACCAGUACAGUAUCCGAUAUGGGAUCCAGAGAUGCAUCAACUGGAGCCAGUACACAGGACGUUGAUUUACCUACACCAACUGGCACGUCCCCCGAAUUCAGUACACCAGAUUUUGCUGUGAUAACCAGGGAUGAGGUACUUGCUACGACCAAUACAGUGUCCGAUGUGGGAUCCAGAGAUGCAUUAACUGGAGCCAGUACACAUGACGUUGAUUUACCUACACCAGCUGGCACGUCCUCCGAAUUCAGUACACCAGAUUUUGCUGUGAUAACCAGGGAUGAAGUACUUGCUACGACCAAUACAGUGCCCGAUAUGGGAUCCAGAGAUGCAUCAACUGGAGCCAGUACACAUGAGGUUGAUGUUAUCCAAACAGAUGCCAAGUCCUCCGAAACCAGUACACCAGAUUUUGACAUGGCAACCGAAGAUUACGUACUUGCUACGACUAGUAUAGUGUCCGAUUUGAAAUCCACGGAUAUAUCGACUGGAGCCAGUACACAUGACGUUGACGUAAGCAAAGCAGAUGCCAAGUCCUCCGAAACCAGUACACCAGACUUUGACAUGGCAACCGAAGAUUACGUACUUGCUACGACUAGUACAGUGUCCGAUUUGAAAUCCACGGAUGUAUCGACUGGAGCCAGUUCACAUGACGUUGAUGUAAGCAAAACAGAUGCCAAGUCCCCCGAAACCAGUACACCCAAUUUGGCUGUGAGCACCUCUGACAUGUUGUCUACUCACAGUACACUGGACCUCGACGUGAGACCCUCAGAUGUCAUGUCCACUAUCGGCAGUUCUACAGACUCCAAUCUCGGCACCUCGGAUAGUGUGUCCAUCCAAGGGACUACCCCGGGCCUCGAUGCUAGCUAUUAUUACGCCGGUUCAAAUGGAGUCAGUGAAUGCGACUUUGAUGCAAGGACCACGACCAUUACGGCAGCUUUGGCCAGUUCACCAGACUUUGAUGUUAGCACCUCGGAUGCAGUGGCCCUUAGCAGCAGAACCUCAGAAUUUGAUGUGAGCUCCACAAAUGCUUUGUCUACUUCACCCCAUUCACAAGACUAUGAUGUAGGUUACAAGGAUACCUUGUCCCCUGGGACCAGUACAAAGGACGUUGAUGAUAGAACCACUGAUACCAUAUCAAUAAUACCUGCACAUGACUUUGAAGGCACCACAGAAAACUUAUCCACUGCACCAGACACUGAUAUCCGUCCAACUGACAUGUCCAUUGCCGGUGGCACAGUAAGUUCCACUGACAUAUUGCCAGAGACCACAUAUAGCAGUACAGCAGAAUUGAAUGUGAUAACAACACACAAUAUGCUCACACUUGGCAAUACACCGGACUUCGAUGUGAAUACCACAGACAUCCUUACAAGCCUGCCGGGAACUGCUGUAAACAUACAUGUAGGCAGGAGAACAACAAUAUACAACGACUACCCGACUGGGUUGACACGGACUGCCUCAAAGGGACAAACUGUGGACUUCUUGCAAGGUAGUAUCUCACCACCAACUGAUUUUACAGAGGGUAAUACAGGUAUUCCACAAUUAACCAGUACGCCACCAACUGACGUGUUAGUUACUAAGGAAACAUCGGAGGUUCCGGCUGUCACGAGUUCUACACCAGUUGACUUCAAAGAAGCUACGUCCGAAUUCAGUUCAGUCACUAGUACACCCCCGACAGAUUUCACAGAAGCUACAACCGACCAAACAUCAGAGUUUAGUUCUGCAGCGAGUACACCCCCAACAGAGUUUGCAGAAGCUACAACAGACCAAAUUUCAAUGUUUAGUUCAGACGCUAGUACUCUCACGACGGAGUCGAGUGAAGCUAAAACAAAACAAACACCAGAGUUUAAAUUAGCCACCAGUACACACCCAACGAAGUUCGCAGAAGCUACAACAGACCAGACUUCAGGGUUGCGAUCAGUCACUAGUACACACCCGACGGAAUUCACAGAAGCUACAACAGUCCCAGCUUCAGAGUUAAGAUUAGCCGCCAGUACACAUCCAACGGAGUUCACAGAAGGUACAACAGACAAAACUUCAGUGUUUGGAUCAGUCUCAAGCACAUCCCUGGAGGAGUUCACUGAAGCUACAACAGACCAAACAUCAGAGUUUGGAUCAGUAACAAGUACUUCUUCGACGGAGUUUCCAGGAGGUGCAACAUACCAAACAUCCGAGUUUAGAUCCGCCAUUAGUUCUCUCCCAACGGAGUUCACAGAAGGUAGAAAAGACCAAACUUCAGAGUUUACAUUAGUUACUAGUACACCCCCUACAGAUUUCGCAGAAGCUUCAACAGACCAAACUUCAGUGCUUGGAUCAGUCACUAGUACAUCCCCGACGGAUUUCACAGAAGCUACAACGGACCAAACAUCAGAGUUUAGAUUAGUCACAAGUACACCUGCGACGGAGUUCACUGGGGGUUCGGACCAAACAUCAGAGUUUAGAUUAGUGACUAGUACACCCCCAACGGAUUUCACAGAAUCUACAACAGACCAAACAUCAGAGUUUAGAUCAGUAACAAGUACUUCUUCGACGGAGUUUCCAGGAGGUGCAACAUACCAAACAUCCGAGUUUAGAUCCGCCAUUAGUUCUCUCCCAACGGAGUUCACAGAAGGUAGAAAAGACCAAACUUCAGAGUUUACAUUAGUAACUAGUACACCCCCUACAGAUUUUGCAGAAGCUUCAACAGACCAAACUUCAGUGCUUGGAUCAGUCACUAGUACAUCCCCGACGGAUUUCACAGAAGCUACAACGGACCAAACAUCAGAGUUUAGAUUAGUCACAAGUACACCACCAACAGAGUUCGCAGAAGCCACAAUUGACCAAACUUCAGAGUUUACUUUCGCUAUCAGUACACUCCCGGCGGAGUUCACAGAAGCUACAACGGACCAAAUAUUAGACAUUGUAUCAACCAGUACUAAAACAACUGACUUCAUAGAACAGACAAGUCAACAGACUGAAGAUAUUUCGCCUGUCACGAGGUCACUGUCAACUGACAUCAUAGAAGCUACAACUGAGCAAUCAUCCAGCUUCACCCAAGACAAUACAGGCUUUACAAAGGCAGUUUCGGAACAAACUUCUGUGUCUAGAUCGAUUACUGGUCAAUCGCUGGUAGACUUAACAUCAGGGCCAGGACCUGACUUUGCCAACGAUGAAACCACUUCUACUGGUAAUGAAUGGGAGCCAGCCAGCAGUUUUGCAACUGAAGAAAUAAAAGUGGGUGUUUCGGCAGGGUUAACAUCGGAGCACACAACAGACUUUGUGACAGAGUCUAACACAUUUGUCACACCACCAGAGAUAUCAACAGGACCUAUCACAGUAUUUUCCACCUUGCCAAUAACGUCUCCAACACCAACAGAAUUAUCAACAGUUUCUAGCAGAGUGUCUGAACCCGAGGGUGUUACAUCUACUACGCCUACAAAGAUGUCAACGGAGCAUAUCACCGACUUUGUGUCUGCAGCUACGGAGAUGUCGACAGAGUCUAUCACAGACUUUCUGGCCGAAUCUGUAACAUCUGUCAUGCCAUCAAAGAUGUCAACACAAUAUAUUACAGACUUUGUGUCCAAGUCUGCAGAAUCUGCCACGUCCAUAGAGAUGUCAAUAGAUUCUAUCACAGAGUCUAUCACAGACAUUCUCACCGAAUCCGUAACUUCUGUCACGCCAACAAAGAUGUCAACAGAAUCUACGAUAGAUUUUGUUAGCGAAUCUGUAACAUCUUCUACCCCUACAGAUACGUCAAAAGAACAUAUGACAGACCUCGUGACCGAAACUGUCACACCUAGAAAUAUGUCAACCGAGCCUCUCACAGAUUUUGUGACUGAGUCUGAAAUAUCUGCCACCCCUACAGAGAUGUCAACAGUGUUUAUGACAUAUCUGGUGACCGAAUCUGUAACCUCCGUCACACCUACAGGGAUGUUAACAGAACCUAUCACCGACUUGGUGACUAAUUCCGUAACCUCUGCUACCCUUAUGGAUAUAUCAUCCGAGUCAGAAACAGAUUUUAUGACUGAAUCCGUAACUUCAGCAACACCUACAGAGAUAUCAACAGUGUCAAUGCCAGACUCAGUGACGGACUCAGAAGCACCUGGCACACGAAUAGAAAUGUCAACUGAACCUAUCACAGAAGUUCUGACCGAGUCUGUAACAUCAGCCACGCCUACAGAGAUAUCCAGUACAGAGACUAUGACAUACUUUGUGACCCAGUCCGUAACAUCUGCAACUCUAACAGGGAUAUCAUCUGAGUCCAUGACAACCUUUGUGACUGAGUCGGCAUAUGAAACAUCAUUCCCAACGGAGCCCAAAACAGAUACAAUAGAUUUUCUGACAGAUACUAUCUCUGCUACAACUACCACCGGACUUGUUAUAUCAACCGAUUUAUCAACUGACGUCCUGGGGAAAACUACAGAACCUCCAACAACAUCUCAGCCUCUUACCUCCGAAGUUAAUACUUCAGAGCUCGUUUCUACAACCGAGUUAUCUACUGACUUUGUGGAAGACACCGCCGGCACUAAGACAGGGCCGCCGUCCUUUCAGCCACCUCCUACAACCAAAUUGUCAACCGACCUCCUGGAAGAAACCGCAGUAACGACAGAAGUAACGACAGUAAAACCAACCUCUAAGCCACUUUCUUCAGCUGACUUUCUAGCAGAGACUACAGAACUAAUGACUGAGGAACUAACCUCACAAUCACUUUCUACAACCAAGUUUUCAACUCAAUUUCCAACAGAAACUUCCGAAGUUGUUACAGCGGAAGCAACCUCUCGGGCUCCUUCUAAAACCUUGUCAUCAACUGACUUCUUGGCAGAGAACCAAGAAAUAACGACAAGAGGAAUAACAUAUGAGGCCAUUACAAUCGGAUCUACAACCAACAUCCUGGUAGAAACAACCGAUCCUUCAACUGAUUUCUCAACCGAUACCACCGACGUUGUGCCAGUGAAAGAUUCCUCCCGGACUGUAACCAACUUGUCAACUGAUUUUUAUGCAGAGGCUACCGGAGUCACUACUGGGGAAGCAAUGCGUCUUCCCCUUUCUACAACUGUGCUAUCAACCGACCUCCCGACAGAGACUACCGAAGUUUCGAUGUUGGAAUGGACCUCUCAGCCUCUUUCUACAACCAAAUUUUCAACCGAUAUCCCAACAGAGACUGCCAAAGUAACAGCGGGAGAACCAUCCUCUCAGCCAAUUUCAACAACUGGAUUCCAGUCUGAGACGACUGCAGCAGUUACUGAGAAUGUUUCUACAACUGGAGCAUCAAUUGACUUUGUGGCUGAAACUACAGAUGCUACAACAUUUGAUGAGACUACAGUGUUUGUUGUAACAACUCAGCCACUAACAGUAGUCAGAGAGGUAACAACUUCAGGGGUAGUAACCACUGAUCUUACCUCUGAUCCCAUUUCUACGACCGAGUCAUCAACAGACUCCCUGGCUAAAGCUUCUGCUGGACCAGUUUCAACAACUGAUUUGUCAAGUUACCUCCUGGCAGUUACUACAGAACCGACAACAGAGGAAUUCAUCUCUCAGUCUUUAACCUCUGAGGUUACUUCUGAGUCGACUCCUACUACGGAGAUGUCAACUGACCUCCUGGCAGAGACUUCAGAAGCAGAGAAAGAAAAACAAACUUCAGGGAAUCAAACUUCUGAGGUUAUUUCUACAACCGAGCUGUCUACUGAUGACUUUCAAAAAGGAACGACCGAAUCCAAGACAAGGCCAUACUCCUCUCAGUCACUUCCUACAACCGAAUCGUCAACUAAUCACUUGGAUGUAACAAGAGAAACAGCAGUGGAGUCAACCUCUCGGCCCAUUUCCACAGCUGACUUUCUCGUAGAGACUACAGAAUCUAUAACAGAGAAAACAACCUCUCAACCAGUGUCAACGACUGAGUUUGCAACUGAUUUCUUGGCGGAGAACAAAGAAGAAACGACGAGGGAACUGAUAACUGCCUUCAUUGCAAACACACCUUCAACUCACAUCCUGUCAGAGAAAAACGAAUUACCAACUGAUAUCUCGACCUACAGCAGUGACGUUAUGACAGCGGAAUCAUCAUUUGGGCCUCUAGCAUCUGAGGGAAUAUUUGCUUCCAUUUCAACAACAUAUGUAUCAACGGACUUCCUUGCGAAUGACAGGGAAGCUACAACGGGAGAACCAUACUCACAGCCUCUUUCUACAGGCGAGUUUUCAACUGACUUCCCGACAGGGACUACUGAAGAAAUGACAUGGGAACUAACCUCUCAGCCUCUUGCUACAACCGAGUUUUCAACGAUACUCUUGGCAGAGACUACCGACGUUACAACAGGAGAACCAAGCAUUCAGCCCGUUUCUACGACCGAAUUUUCAACUGACCUCCCGACUGAGAGUCCCGUCGUAACGACGGGAGAACUUUCCUCUCAGCCAAUUUCAACAACUGAGUACAUGUCUGAAACGACUGCGGAUACGAGUGAGAAAGUUUCUACAACCAGAACAGCAAUUGAUUUUGUACCAAAUGUUACAGACACAAGAUCUGAUCUGACCACAGAGUUUGUUAUAACAACUCCAUCAUCAACGGAGUUCCAGACAGAAAGAGCAGAAUCCAAGACAAGGCCAGACACCUCUCAGUCACUUUCUACAACCGAUUCGUCAACUGACCUUUUGGAAGUAACAAAAGAAACGGUAGAAGUAACAGCAAUGGAACCAACCUCUCAGCCCCUUUCCACAGCUGACUUUCUUGCAGAGACUACAGAACUUAUAACAGAGAAAAAAACUCCUCAACCACUUUCAGCAACUGAGUUUUCAACUGAUUUCCUUCAAGAAACAAAGGAAACGACCACAACACCAUCAACACCUGGUCGAACCUUUCAACCCAGUUUCACCACAGAUGUUAUUGCAGAGACUACAGGACUUAUGACAGAGAAACCAUUCUCUCGGCCUAUUUCAACAACUGAUGACCUGUCUGAGAAGACAGCAAUUACGACUGACAAUCUUUCUACAGCCGGAUCAUCAAUUGAUUUUGUUGCCGAAACUGCAGAUGCCACAACAUAUGAUGUAACUACUGCGUUUACUUUAAGAACUCAGUCAUCCACAGAUUUCAUGGCAGACACUACAGACGGCUUGACGGGAGAAGGAACAACCUAUCGCCCUAUGGGUCCUGAGGUUACCUAUGAGCCAAUUUCAGCAACCGUUGUGUCAACUGACCUCCUCGUAGAGGGUACAGAAAUUACAACUGAAGGCCAAACCUCUCAAUCUAUGUCUACAACAACUGACCUCCCGAUCGAGACUACUGCAGUAAUGAUGGGGGAACCAACCUCUAAGUUAAUUCCGACAACUCAGUCUUCAACUGAUUUCUUUGAACAAACAAUAAAGUUGACGACUGAAAAACCAUCCUCUCUGCCGCUUUCUACUGGCGAGUUGUCAACUGACUUCCUAGGAGAACCUACAGAACGUAUAACAAGGGAAGCCAGCUCUCGACAUCUAAUAUCUGAGGUGACCUCUUCGCCUAUUUCAACAACCGACUUGUCAACUGACUUCCGCAUUGAGGCUACAGACAAACCAGCAUCUGAGCCACUUUCAACAGCAACGUUUUCAACAGACAUACCGAGUGAACCAAUCUCCAAGUCAAUUGAGUCUUCAGCUGAUUUCCUCGAAAAAACAACAGCACUUUUGACAGGGAAAGCAUCCUCUCAGCCGCAUUCUUCCGUCAAUUUGUCAACUGACUUCCUUGCUGAUACUACAGAAAUAACACCUCAGGCGCUUAGCACUCCUCCUGUCUCAAAAGCCAUGACAUCAAAUGACUUUCAGGGAGAGAUUACAGAACAGGUGACAAGGGAACCGGCUACAGGACAGGGGACAUGGGAACAAACCUCUCAGACACUGUCUACAAUCGUGCCAUCAACUGACUUUGAUGACACGACCAGGGAACUGACAACUGAGGAUAUUUCUACGACCGAAUCUUCAACUUACGAUUCGGCCAAAAGAGAUGCAUCUCCAAAAGAAUUCUCGACUUACACCACAGAGAGGCUACAGAAUUAA
Messenger RNA from Lineus longissimus, 42771 nucleotides. RefSeq names its product mucin-3B-like. The record is from RefSeq and is a predicted model, not a curated record. Bases 1 to 42771 code for a protein of 14256 amino acids. The transcript is spliced from 4 exons. NCBI's taxonomy places the organism in Eukaryota, Metazoa, Nemertea, Pilidiophora, Heteronemertea, Lineidae.